Quercus robur (English oak) is the source of this 1343-nucleotide messenger RNA. RefSeq names its product carboxylesterase 1-like. Gene Ontology annotation, molecular function: hydrolase activity. The transcript has a single exon. The record is from RefSeq and is a predicted model, not a curated record. Bases 143 to 1150 code for a protein of 335 amino acids. Lineage: Eukaryota; Viridiplantae; Streptophyta; Magnoliopsida; Fagales; Fagaceae.
CAACGAACUGAAUCGCAUAUAAAGUAGGAACCACAACACUAUCAAAGCACUACACUGCUAAACAAUAUUUUUUUCGAUUCUCAAAAAACAAAACAAAACAAAAGAAAGCUUUCUUUAUCCUUUCAUCGACAAGAUCAGUGCCAUGUCCGGAGACCAAACUGCACCACCGGUUUCCACCAUUGAUCCCUAUGAGUACCUCCAAAUCAUCCAAAACAGUGACGGUACCAUCAAACGUCUCUACGAAAUUCCUAGCACCCCUGCCGCACCUGAUCACAACGGUUCCACCCCUGUGAUCACCAAAGAUGUCACUCUCAACCCAAAUCACAACACUUGGGUCCGAAUAUUCUUACCUCGCCAAGCACUAGAUAACACCUCCACCAACAACAGUGUCGGUAAUACAAAACUUCCUCUCAUUGUGUACUACCAUGGUGGUGGUUUUAUUCUUUUAAGUGCUGAUUCCACCAUGAAUCAUGACUUUUGCUUCAACAUGGCACUUCAACUCUCCGCCGUGAUCGUCUCCGUCGAAUACCGUCUCGCUCCCGAGCACCGCCUUCCUGCGGCGUACGACGAUGCAGUGGAAGCGUUACAUUGGAUCAAAUGUACACAAGAAAAAUUGUUACGUGACUUUGCUGAUUAUUCCAAGUGUUUUCUAAUGGGUACUAGUGCGGGUGGCAAUAUAGCCUAUCACGUGGGGCUACGUGCAUCUACAGCCGUUGGUGAUUUUGAACCAUUGAAGAUCAAAGGGCUGAUUUUGCACCACCCGUUCUUUGGUGGGUCAAAAAGGACUGAAUCCGAGCUAAGGUUGCUCAACGCUCCAGUUUUGCCACUAUGCAGUACUGAUUUGAUGUGGAAAUUGGCUUUGCCAAUUGGGGUUGACCGUGAUCAUGAGUAUUGCAAUCCAACGGUGGGUGAUGGAUUUGAUCAAUUUGAUCAAAUUAGAGAGCUGGGUUGGUGGGUUGUGGUGACAGGUUGUGAUGGAGACCCAUUGAUAGACCGUCAGAUGGAGCUGGUAGAAAUGUUGAAGAAGAAGGGUGUUAAGGUAGAGGCACAAUUUAAUGAAGGAGAUUAUCAUGGGGUGGAGCUAAUGGAUGCCACGAAAGCUAAUGCACUGUCUGUGUUCCUAAGGCAUUUCCUAGAAAAAUGCUGCUAGGAUGGUUUCCCGGUUCUCGAUUCCACUUGGAAACAUAUGCUGUUUUCUUUUAUUUUCUAUGAAUAAAUUUUUUAUUCAAUAAGCAAAUUAAAUUUUGUUUCUUAUGAGUGUUCUCUAAUUCUGUGUACUGUAAAGGUUUACAAGUAAGCUGGAAUAGAUAAAUUCAGCCUCAAAUCCACAACAAUUAUGAGUU